Molecule: messenger RNA, 999 nt
Organism: Clonostachys byssicola
Lineage: Eukaryota; Fungi; Ascomycota; Sordariomycetes; Hypocreales; Bionectriaceae
Source: the annotation of a GenBank genome assembly
AUGGCUACUUCUUCCCAAUAUCCUAUCAAAAAAGUCACAGUGACUCCUCCAUCUUUGGAGGAGUUGGCUUCCAGCAUCGCAUCGGGUCUGCCAUCCAAUUUCGUUGAUGCCUCCUGCACGGUUGAAACCCCUCCGGAUCUCACCCAGCAGCCGUACAACCUGGCAGGCCCAGGCUUGACGGGCAAUGCGCGUGUUGUAGACAUUGGAGGGCCUCCGUACCUCCUUCCGUCUCCAGAUGCUUCCAAGAAGUUCGAUCUUUUGACCAUCUCUCGCCAGACGGAUAUGACUCCAUCCACAGGUCUCAUCAUCGGUGCCGGCGCUGGACCUAUGGACAUUGUGGGCGCUGCCGAGUGGAUACCCAACUUUGCAUAUGGGACUGCUGCUGGUACGCAUGAAUCUGGCUUGAUGGCGAUCCGAAACCGCAAUCGAUAUGCCAAAGUCAAUGGCUCAGACCGUCUUUAUUGUUGCCCACUCCAGCACAGUGGCUUCAGCUUGAUGUCAAAUUUGUUUUGCUCAGAUGGAGUUCGCGGCCCCUGCCUCCAUAUCAAGGCAAGGUCCCGAACCGGCAGCCUCAACUUUCCAGCGGCGAUUCAGGCAGCUCUUGGAAAAACAUUUGGGGACAAGUUUAUUUCGCUGGGAGGUGUCUUUUUGGUACGCAAGGGCACAGUCUACCUGCAUAUCGCCCCCGACUACCCAGCAGAGCCAUUCGGAACCUUUGCAUCUGUCGAUAAGUGGCUCAGAUACUUUGAUGUCCCUAGUGGUGAGAAUGAGGGGACACCCUUGGCAUGCUUGAGUGUCCUGCACAGCGGUGACGACGGUGACCUUGACGUCCGACCUGAGCACACCCAUUGCUUCACCGCUGAUAGAGUUGAGGAGGGAGAAACAAGGAAAGGUGGCCACUACCACUACGAUAUAGAGGAGACAAAGGAUGUGGUGGAGUAUGAGGGUUGGUUCAAUGUUGCUGAGACAGUGUAUAGAAUUGAUAAGCCAGCCGUAUAA